AUGAGACAUAACAGCGCGUGUUCUUCACAUACGUGGCCGCCCGGACCGAUACUACGUGUGAGUAUACUGUUGUCCGUUAACGGACCCACACAUCCACACACAGUUAAGAAGAGUCAAGGGUGGUGUUUCCCGUCGGAACUGAUAAUGCUAAUCUAUUCUUUGGGAAUCACUCGCAUUGUGGCUAAGAGCAAAUCGAUUGAGUCGAUGGCCGUCUGGAGAGACGACUCUUUUGCAAAGGAAGUGUCGUUUUCGAGUUCAGCCAACAAUUCUCAUCGCUUCCUCCAGUUUAUCGUAACUUUGGCCGCAAACGAGACACCAAUUAAUAUCAUCGUUAAUAUGUUGGCAGAGAACGGGUCCGUCAUUACAUCGCAGACACUUGAAAAGCGUUUUCUGUCGUUCAGGAAGACUGUCGACACCACGUCUGGGGCCGUAAGUGACGGUCAACUCUUCGCCGCAAUCGAUGUGACGAAUGGCACCGAAAUGCAUGGUUUGGUUCCUGAAGAUCCACAUCAUGUUUGGCGCACAGCUGUGGUUAAACAGCGUUCCCCUCAACAGCAACACAUCGGCCACCCGUGCGGUCGCACAGCC
This is a messenger RNA of Medioppia subpectinata, 588 nucleotides long. The record is from the annotation of a GenBank genome assembly. NCBI's taxonomy places the organism in Eukaryota, Metazoa, Arthropoda, Arachnida, Sarcoptiformes, Oppiidae.